Messenger RNA from Thelazia callipaeda (thelaziosis nematode), 3261 nucleotides. Lineage: Eukaryota; Metazoa; Nematoda; Chromadorea; Rhabditida; Thelaziidae. The record is from the annotation of a GenBank genome assembly.
AACAUAACAAGAUCAGUAAUGGAGGACGAUAUGGACUUGUUCGAUGCAUUUGAUGAACCUUCAUCUUCGGGCAUUCAGCGACAGCAUGUACAGGGAUCGAGUGCUAGUGGUAGCAAGCCAGAUUCAAGAUCAAGAAAAGAGCAAAAAUUAAGUAAAAGAACUUCACAUCAAGCUCGAGAUAUUGCUGAUGAACUUAUGCAGCAACUAGCGCAAGGAAAAGCUACUGAAAUUGAUGCCAAUCUGAUGCAGAAAAUGAACAGAGAUGAGAUGGAUACCGAUAGUGGGAAUAUUCAAAUGAAAAAAGUGAAACGUUCUGCUAGUACUGAAGAAAUACCUGGUUUAGAUACUCAUCCGAGAAACAAUAUAGAAGUUGUGGAUACCGUGGGGAACUGCACGCAUGAGGUUGUUCUACCGUCCAAAAUGAAUUACAUUCCAUUAGCUCCGCGAACAACUUCUCCAGCCAAGAUGUAUCCAUUCCAAUUAGACGCUUUCCAGAAGGAAGCAAUUACCUGCAUUGAUAACAGUCAUUCUGUACUUGUGUCAGCUCAUACAUCUGCUGGAAAAACUGUUGUUGCUUUGUAUGCAAUAGCAAUGUCUCUUCGAGAUAAGCAACGCGUUAUAUAUACUUCACCUAUUAAAGCUUUAUCUAAUCAGAAAUAUCGAGAAUUGGAAGAGGAGUUUGGUGAUGUUGGUUUGAUGACUGGUGAUAAUACAUUGAAUCCUAAUGCUUCCUGCAUUGUAAUGACGACAGAAAUUUUGCGGUCAAUGUUGUAUCGUGGUUCAGAAAUUAUGCGAGAAGUUGGUUGGGUUAUUUUUGAUGAAAUCCACUACAUGCGUGACAAAGAACGCGGUGUUGUUUGGGAGGAAACAAUUAUUUUGCUUCCUGAUACUGUACACUACGUUUUUUUGUCAGCAACAAUUCCAAAUGCACGGCAGUUUGCAGAUUGGGUAGUUUAUCUACAUCAGCAGCCUGUUCAUGUUAUAUACACAGAAUAUCGUCCGGUACCUUUGCAACAUUUCGUGUAUCCAUCUGGUGGUUUUGGCUUAUAUGAAGUUGUUAAUAUGCAGGGACUUUUUCGAGAGGAUAAAUUUAAUGAAGCUAUGAGUAUAUUGUCGUCCUCCAUUGAUACAUCAAGAAAUAAAAAUGACAGAAGAAGGAGAGGUGGAACGUCGGGUGCUCCUCAUGUUGUAAAUAUAAUACGCACUCUUAAGGAACGUGAUAUGAUUCCAGUUAUUAUUUUCUCAUUCAGUCGCAGGGAAUGUGAAUCAUAUGCAACGCAGAUGAUAAAUAUGGACUUUAAUAGUGAAGACGACAAGUGUAAAGUCAAGGAGAUAUUUGUUAAUGCAAUCAGCUUGUUAUCGGAGCAGGAUCGGAAAUUGCCUGAAAUUGGACGAGUACUUCCUUUGUUAUUGCGUGGUAUUGGAGUCCAUCAUUCGGGUUUGCUACCAAUUGUUAAAGAAGUGAUCGAAAUCUUAUUUGGAGAAGGCUUGAUAAAAACGCUAUUUGCUACUGAAACUUUUGCGAUGGGAUUGAAUAUGCCUGCUCGCACGGUUUUGUUUACAUCGGCUAGGAAAUUUGAUGGAAAAGAUUACAGAUGGAUAACAUCAGGCGAAUAUAUUCAAAUGAGUGGGCGAGCUGGACGUCGAGGUAAAGAUGAUCGUGGCCUUGUGAUUCUUAUUGUUGAUCAGCAGAUGGGAGAAGAUGUCGCUAAGCAAAUAAUCAAAGGUGCGCCGGAUCCGCUUAAUUCACAGUUCCGCUUGACUUACAAUAUGGUUUUAAACUUACUAAGAGUUGAAGGGAUCAAUCCCGAAUUUAUGCUCGAAAACUCAUUUUAUCAGUUUCAAAACUAUGAUUCUUUACCUCGUCUUUAUAAAGUUGUGGAGGAAAAGAAAAAAGAACUUGCUACGUUCAAAAUCGAUAAAGAAACAGAAGUUGCCGGUUACUAUCAGUUGGAAAAGCAAGUAGAUUCACUAAAAAAGGAUGUGAAAGAAAUUGUCAUGAAACCUAAAUAUAUUGUAUCUUUUUUGCAAGCUGGACGGAUGCUUCAUGUGAUUUCAAACGACAAAGAUUUUGGUUGGGCUGCUUUGCUAGAUUUCCACAAAAAGGUAGAUCAAGGCACUUCUGUUGACGUCAACAUUACGUACGUAUUGGAUAUGUUAUUGGUAGUGUCAGAAGCAUCUGUAAAAAAUUUGCCAGAUGUCAUGUGUUUACGACCAGCUGGCUCAAAUGACAAAGGAACUGCGCACAUUGUAUCUGUUGCUCUGAACUGUAUAUGUGAGAUAAGCGCAGUGCGUAUUAAACUUCCGAAAAAUUUGAAAACAUCUGAAGGAAGGCACAGUGCUUAUAUGGUUAUGAAAGAAGUUUUGAAGAGAUUUGAUGGAGUUUUGCCUCUUCUCGAUCCUCUCAAUGAUAUGAAAAUAUCCGAACCAGUGUUACAGGACAAGGUCUUGAAAUUGCAAGCGUAUGAAAAAAGAAAGAAUGAUCAUCCGUUGAGGCAAGUGUAUUUUGAACUUUUAGUUCUUGUUAUUAUCAAUUUGUUUUUCUCACUUCAAGAAAAUUUUAGGAGCAUGAAAGAUUUUGAAGAAAUCCAUAGUAAGUAUGAAAAGAAACUGGAAUUGGAAGCAGAAUUAAAGGUGGCAAAAACUGAAUUGAAGAAAGCUCAAAGCUUGUUGCAGUUAGAUGAACUGAAAUGCCGGAAGCGUGUUCUUCGCAGAUUACAAUAUUGUGAUCAAAAUGAUGUUAUUACUCAUAAGGGGCGCGUUUCGUGUGAAAUUAGUGCUGCAGAUGAGUUGCUACUAACAGAAAUGAUGUUUGGUGGGGUUUUUACAGAACUCAGUCCACCACAAUUAGCUGCAUUACUUUCAUGUUUUGUAUUUGAAGAAAAAGCAAAUGCAACCAAAUUAGCUGAUGACCUUAGUGGGUGUUUGCGCGCAAUGCAGGAAUAUGCAAGACGUAUUGCACGAGUGACAAAGGAAUCGAAAAUUGAAAUUGACGAAGAAAAAUACGUUGCAUCUUUCAAACCACAUUUAAUGGAUGUGGUCUAUUCGUGGUGUACUGGUGCAUCUUUUGCUGAAAUCCUUAAAAAGUCCGAUGUUUUUGAAGGAUCAAUAAUUCGUUGCAUGCGGCGUCUAGAGGAACUGCUACGAGAAAUGGUGGGUGCUUCGAAAGCGAUCGGAAAUUCAGAUUUGCAAGAAAACUUUGAAAAAGCAAGAAUGCUUUUGAAACGUGAUAUCGUUUUUACAGCUUCAUUGUAUCUCUGA